UCGAUAGAAGAAGACGCCUUGAACCAAUAUGAAAAGACAUAUAAUAAUUUAUUAAAAACCAUAAAAUUUUACAAUAUUAAGAUUCAGUAAAUUUUAUUCUACCGUCCGUUCGGACAGCAGUUUCGACAAGAGAAGAACGAAUAAAAAAUUUUAGUGUUGCUCUUUUGAAAAUCAGUUCAAAGGUAUAUAAUAUAAUCUCUCUUCUCUUCUUAAUCGUUUCCCCAUUACUGAGAGUCAUGACUCCUUCUGCGUUUCGUAAUCUGUUUCCAGUUGAUACGAUCCGUCGACUGAUGAAGGGCGGUGUUGAUGGGGAUCUCCAGUUGUUCGGAGAUCUUGUCCGACCAUCUCUUCGGGUUUCAACUUCUGGGUCUUUUGCCCUCGACUUUUCCCGUCACAACCAGUUUCUCCACAGUGUUGCUCAACAGUUAGCAGCACGAUGUAGUAUUAAAAUACAGAGUGAUAUUAUUGAAAUAAAGAGAAUCACAAAGAUCAAAACCGUUUAGCCGUUGUAUUCAAUUAUAGACUAUAAGUGGCGUAAGAACGACGUCCCGACCUACUUGCGGAGCGCACUUAGUGGCAACUACCCCUGGACAUCAUGGGCUUCUGUCUGUUAGCUGUACUCUUAAUGAUUGUGGUUCAGACUAAUCAAGCACAAAUGGAAACCUUGGAAGAUAUAUUGGUUUACCCACUGGACGCACCAUCGAAAAUUCACAAACGAGAAACCGAGAGAGCUUUCAGUGUUCGUUCCUUCAAUCAAUUCGUUGAAGAAAAACUAAUUCAGCAUUCACAAGCAUUGGAGCAUAUUAUCAAGAUUGUUCGUCUAAUAGAAGAAGUAAUGAAGAAGCUAAUAGCAAAUAUCAGUAGAAUUGUUACAAAACCGAAAUUGCCUGAGAAAAUUGAGGUACAUCCAAUAAAUAGGCGAAGUAAUGAUGAAGUGUCUGACAGUAAUGAGAAUCUUUUUGUUAAAUUGGGUAAAAAUCUUCCUAAGUAUGGUAAUUUGAUGAAGGAUGUAGUCAUGCAGGAGAUUCAAAGAGGCACUGAUCCGACCCCACUAGUCGAAGAUAUGGAAUCACAGACCGAGCAGUUCUUAUCCCGUCGUUCUAGCAAUGGCGGUCCCAAGGCAGUUCCCAGUACUGAAAAUAAUGAGAUAAGUCCGUGGUGUGCCGUCGCUAUACUUUGCCGUAGACGCAUUAGUCCUGUGUGUGGGUAUGAUGAGAAAUUCGGUUUUGGCAAGUUUGAAGAUAUCUGUCACAUGUUUCAAGUUAACUGCUAUUGGAAAUAUAACUUCUCUCUGGUGCAUUCGUGCAAGCCUAUGUCAUGAAGGACAAUACUAUGUAUUGUAUUUGACAUAUCAAGACGUGGAAAUAUCAUAGUUUCUUUUUGUAAUUCCAAUACAUUAAUAAAGUUUAGAAGUUUUUAAUUAAUACAGCUGUUUGAUGCCUUCCGUUAGCCCACUCCUGUGCCAAGUUCUUUAGGAUUCGGACAAACACCAUCGUCUUCUUUUACAUGUCUGUAAACUAGUACAAAAGUGAUUAUUAAUUAAACACAAUUGCAAAAGAAA
This is a messenger RNA of Manduca sexta (tobacco hornworm), 1561 nucleotides long. RefSeq lists its product as uncharacterized. The transcript has 5 exons. Gene Ontology annotation, molecular function: protein binding. Lineage: Eukaryota; Metazoa; Arthropoda; Insecta; Lepidoptera; Sphingidae. The record is from RefSeq and is a predicted model, not a curated record. Bases 596 to 1321 code for a protein of 241 amino acids.